Pseudomyrmex gracilis is the source of this 438-nucleotide messenger RNA. It is a transcript of the gene Dpm2, whose product is annotated as dolichol phosphate-mannose biosynthesis regulatory protein. Gene Ontology annotation, molecular function: enzyme regulator activity. The coding region runs from base 97 to 351 and encodes 84 amino acids. Gene Ontology annotation, biological process: GPI anchor biosynthetic process. Gene Ontology annotation, cellular component: endoplasmic reticulum membrane; dolichol-phosphate-mannose synthase complex. The record is from RefSeq and is a predicted model, not a curated record. Lineage: Eukaryota; Metazoa; Arthropoda; Insecta; Hymenoptera; Formicidae. The transcript has a single exon.
UACACAGAAUAAAACUAAUCUCAUGGUAUUAUUAGAUAUAAAAAAAUAGUGCGAUGUGCGAAUUGAAAUUAAAAUUUCAAAUUUGAAUGAUCAGCAAUGUUCGAUAGCGAUCGUCAGAAAGGAAAAGUGAUAUUAAUAUUAACCCUCAUUUUGUUUUUAUACUAUACUAUCUGGGUGAUUGGUUUGCCAUUUAUUGACGAUGACAGAUUGAGAUCUCUGUUCUACCCCUACAAUCUAGCCCUGAUAGUUCCCGCGAGUUUCGGUCUAAUUUUUAUUGGCGGUUUAAUACUCUUUACUGUGUAUCAUAUAAGACCAUAUUUGUCCUCUGCAAAAUCAAAGAAAAUGGAAUAACAUAUUUCUUUUUGUUACACUUUACUAUGUACCUCAUGCACGUAUCUAAGAAUUAUAAGAGGCGAACGCGCACCAUAAUAAUGUGAA